Messenger RNA from Rhea pennata, 420 nucleotides. RefSeq names its product shisa like 2A (gene SHISAL2A). The record is from RefSeq and is a predicted model, not a curated record. Bases 1 to 420 code for a protein of 139 amino acids. The transcript has 3 exons. NCBI's taxonomy places the organism in Eukaryota, Metazoa, Chordata, Aves, Rheiformes, Rheidae.
AUGAGCGCCGAGUGCAGCAGCUACCUCAGCGCCGACAAGGUGCCGGUGAGCGGCUUCAGCUGCCCGCGGGCGGGCGGCGACGCCCGCGCCGUGUAUUGCUGCGGCUUCCAGGACGUCAAGUACUGCUGCGAUGACCCGCACAGCUUCUUCCCCUACGAGCACGGCUACAUGUGGUGGCUCAGUGUUGGAGCGCUUGUGGGCCUGUCGAUAGCAGCGGUGGUCCUGUUUGCUUUUAUCAUCACUGUGUGUGUUCUCUGUUACUUGUUUAUCAGUACGAAGCCACGCAGCAAACUGGAUACUGGUUUAAGCUUACAGAUGGCAGCCUACAGUGCAAGCAGCAGCAUGAUGGAGCUCAGCAGACACCUGCAGGAGCAGUGCACGUACCCACCACUAGCCCACUGGCAGGGAAAGAAGCUGUAG